AACAUUCUAUAUAAGAACCAUCCGUUGUUUGUUCCACCGCGAAGCGGCUCUCGCGAAACCCUAGAAAACCCUAGCUGAGGAGAUCCACUGAUCCAGAGCGAAGGCGGCGAUGACCUUUAAGCGCAGGAAUGGCGGGAGGAACAAGCAUGGCCGUGGCCAUGUCAAAUUCAUCCGCUGCUCCAACUGUGGCAAGUGCUGCCCCAAGGACAAGGCCAUCAAGAGGUUCCUUGUGAGGAACAUUGUGGAGCAAGCUGCAGUGAGAGAUGUUCAGGAGGCCUGCGUUUAUGAUGGGUAUACUCUUCCCAAGCUGUAUGCGAAGGUGCAGUAUUGCGUGUCCUGUGCAAUCCAUUCGCAUGUUGUCAGGGUUAGGUCUCGCACUGCCAGGAGAAACCGUGAGCCGCCUCAGCGUUUCAGGCGCCGGGAUGAUGUUGCAAGGCCAGGCCAAGCUGCAGCUGCACCUCGUCCUGCUGGACCUGCAAAUCCAGUUCGCCCAUGAUCCCAACAACCUCUACUACUCCCAUCAUCUUCAAACAUUCCUAAAUUUCCAAACUAUGAAAUUUCUGUUUAAAACUCUUGUCAAAUGUUCUCAAGUCUCAGACUAAUUUGCUUUGAAUCAAUCUCCAAGAACUUAAAUGUUGCUAAACCAUUGCUAUUCUCUUUUUAACAUCAUAAAGUGAUGUACUUUCAAGACAAAGAUUAUCAUCAUAGUGCAUCAAGUUUGGGAGACAA
Dioscorea cayenensis subsp. rotundata (Guinea yam) is the source of this 729-nucleotide messenger RNA. Its product is annotated as 40S ribosomal protein S26-1-like. The record is from RefSeq and is a predicted model, not a curated record. Gene Ontology annotation, molecular function: mRNA binding; structural constituent of ribosome. Gene Ontology annotation, biological process: translation. The coding region runs from base 110 to 496 and encodes 128 amino acids. Lineage: Eukaryota; Viridiplantae; Streptophyta; Magnoliopsida; Dioscoreales; Dioscoreaceae. Gene Ontology annotation, cellular component: cytosolic small ribosomal subunit; ribosome. The transcript has 5 exons.